Molecule: messenger RNA, 654 nt
Organism: Coprinopsis cinerea okayama7#130
Lineage: Eukaryota; Fungi; Basidiomycota; Agaricomycetes; Agaricales; Psathyrellaceae
Exons: 3
Coding region: 1-654 (217 amino acids)
Source: RefSeq, a predicted model, not a curated record
AUGUCAUCCCAGCCCCAACCAACGUCUCCUUCCUCGCAAAUGGUACAUAACGCCCUCACGUUGGAUGAUCAUGCAGCUGCGGGGGUUGAAGGCUUUUGCAAAUCUUGCGACGAAGCAGUUAAUGAACGCAAGAUGCCCACCUGCCAUGCCCCCUCGGAUCCAGGCCUCGCCUUGUUCAAACCCCUCCCAUCAAACUGCGACUCCCGGCCAUCCUACAUGGUAUACGGCUUCCCCGUGACCAAAUCCAUCAUCGCAAAGGCGUUAAAGGCUAUUGGAUUGAAAGACAACCCAAGAUCUAACAUGAUGAUGAGCGCUGCGCACCUCGGUAUGUACCUCGAGGCUCGAGUCGGUUACACGACAGGGAACCUCGCGUACUACGUCGGAAAGGCAGAUCCUCAAGCGGAGGUCGACGGCGUCGCUCUGGAUAUCGACGGGAAACGGGCAGUGGAGCUUUUGGUCGUUUCAGCCACCGGGGAGAGGCGUUUGUACCGCCAGCGACCUACCGUCAAACAGUUCAAGAAGUUGGAGGAGUAUCUGGGUGAGGCGAGAUGGUUUGAGGCGAUGGAGCCCAGGAGUCAGUUCCCCGCCUUCCCGCUUGAGAAUCUGCCCAAGCUUCCACCUGAUAUGCUCGGUCGUGUGUGGAAGAAGAUGUAG